Messenger RNA from Guillardia theta CCMP2712, 909 nucleotides. RefSeq lists its product as hypothetical. Lineage: Eukaryota; Cryptophyceae; Pyrenomonadales; Geminigeraceae. The coding region runs from base 1 to 909 and encodes 302 amino acids. The transcript has a single exon. The record is from RefSeq and is a predicted model, not a curated record.
AUGACCGGAGCGAAGGAUGAUCCUUCCCUGCUGCAAGCUGUAAGCUCGUACCCGCGGUGGAACGAUGUUGCGGAUCAGACGGAUAGCUCCGGGUCUUCCUCGCCUACCUUCUGUGCGUCGGACGCCUCUGUUGCGACAACUCCCCGUCAAUACGAGGCCACGUCGUCUAUUUCAACCUCACCCUCCUACAACGCGAGAGUUGCUUCCCCGCUUGCAGAGCGCGAGUGUGAAACUCGAACUCCUGCAGGCCAGGUCUGGCCUUCUCCAACAAAGCGGGAAGUCGCCAAGAACUCAGAGGUCCCGGUGAGAAUUGCAACGACCGUGCAAGAGAACGGCAAGCCGUUGAAGCUUGAGCUUUCUCUCACACCGGAGAUGCUCAAGAGGAUGACAGAGGGCAGUGGAAACAUCUGCUUCGUGGUGAAGGGAGUGAACGGGAAGGCUCAGCUGUCUAUCGACGAGCGAGACUCCGUGCACGAUUGCGCCGAAGAUGAGCAGGCGGACGACUGCAUGGAUGAAAUGCCCGGCAUUGACGAAGAAGACUUCACAAGCGAGAAUUCCAAAGACUUUGCGAUUGAACAGGCAGCUUCGGACGAAGAUCUCAUUGCCAUGUUGGCUGGUUGUGCCAAGGCGGGAAGUGAACAGUCAGAGAGCUUCGCUCAAGUGGUGCAGGAGCAGUCUCAUGAAGGUUCAGCUUCCGGCAGCCAUGGUGACGCCACCGAGGCAGGAGAUGCAGAACUCAUGGCUGCCUUGGCUAACUCAGCGGUCUGGUCUCUGCCGUUCGAACAAGAGGAUGCGCAAGUGACUUACAACAGCUCGCAUGUCUACAUGGAAGAUGAGAUGAUGGAACUGAACGGUUUCUGUGGCAUGCAUGGCAUCGGCAUCGAUGACUACCUGAGUGUACACGCUUAA